Myripristis murdjan (pinecone soldierfish) is the source of this 920-nucleotide messenger RNA. Its product is annotated as interferon-induced protein 44-like. The transcript is spliced from 7 exons. Lineage: Eukaryota; Metazoa; Chordata; Actinopteri; Holocentriformes; Holocentridae. Gene Ontology annotation, biological process: immune response. The record is from RefSeq and is a predicted model, not a curated record. The coding region runs from base 1 to 870 and encodes 289 amino acids.
AUGAGAGAUUCAUCUUCCAAACAUGCAUCCCCACCACCAUCUCCUACUUUUAGGAAGCCAUGGAGGGAAAUACCAUGGGAAGACAAAGACACAGAGCUGCAGUACUUGAGGAAUUACAAACCCCACAGAGACAUCCACCAUCUGAGAAUCCUGCUUCAUGGUCCAGUGGGGGCUGGAAAAUCCAGUUUCAUCAACUCUGUCGACAACGCCCUACGAAGCAGAAUCACAGGCAGACCAUUGGCCGAGGCAAAUGCCAGUGCAAGUUUCACCAAGAAGUAUGAAACCUACAAAAUCAAAAAAGGAAAGCCCGGAGACUUUUACCCUUUUGUCCUCAGUGACACUAUGGGUCUUGAGAUGAAGGAGGACAGAGGAGUCCAUCCAGAGGACAUCAAACUGGCCUUGAAGGGACGUGUGAAAGACGGUUACACGUUCAAUCCUGCAUCUAAACUGUCAUCUGACAGUCUGUAUUACAACGCAGAACCAACUCUAAAUGACAAAGUUCAUGUUCUGGUGUGUGUUGUACCUGCUGACACAGCAGCUCAACUGACUGAGAGCUUUGUGAAGAAGAUAAAGGACAUCAGAGAGACGGCCAGUCACCUGAGAAUUCCCCAGCUGGCCAUCAUCACCAAAAUUGAUUUAGCCUGCCCAGAGAUCCAGGAAGAUCUGAAGAAUGUCUAUAAGAGCAAGUACCUGAAGGAAACAAUGGAGAAAUUCAGUCAGUUGGUGGGAAUUCCAACGAACUACAUCUUUCCUGUGAAGAACUACAGUGAAGAAAUCAACAUAAACGAUGAUGUUGAUUCUCUGAUUCUGAGCGUCCUGAGACAGAUCAUCGACUUUGGAGAAGAGUUCAUCAGCAACAUGGAAACCUAAGUCACUUUCAUUUGGCUUUCAGAGAUGUUCGUGGCAUUAUAGAAACGACA